Anopheles funestus (African malaria mosquito) is the source of this 11682-nucleotide messenger RNA. RefSeq names its product dual specificity tyrosine-phosphorylation-regulated kinase mbk-2-like. Bases 2513 to 5674 code for a protein of 1053 amino acids. Gene Ontology annotation, cellular component: nucleus. The record is from RefSeq and is a predicted model, not a curated record. Gene Ontology annotation, molecular function: protein serine/threonine kinase activity; ATP binding; protein serine/threonine/tyrosine kinase activity. Lineage: Eukaryota; Metazoa; Arthropoda; Insecta; Diptera; Culicidae. The transcript is spliced from 2 exons. Gene Ontology annotation, biological process: peptidyl-threonine phosphorylation; peptidyl-serine phosphorylation.
CUUGUCAGUAGGUACACCAACAACAACACCAGCAACAGAGUAGCAGCAACCGAGAAAAACGCAUGCAAAGUGGCGUUGCCAGCAGCCGUGAAAAUUAAAAGAAGCUGAAUUGCACCCAGCAUUACGAAUCGCACGGUGUUGUGCUGCCGUGUACGUGUGAUUCUUGUUUUCCGGUGGUGCGUGCGUCUCUCGGAACAGACUGCAGAUACAUUAAUCGAUUUGCGGAGUUUGCUGUACCGUCGAACUACAGUUACAAGGCAACUGUGAUGUGUGUGCAGAAAACCAAGCAUCAGCAAUGGGGUUAAAAAAACGGUUAACAGUGGUUAAAGUGGAGAGUGCGUGCCGACAGUAGCCAAAGGGUUAGCAAAUGAUGGUUCGAUAAUGCAAAAAAUCGUCCUGCAGUGUUUUCCAUAAAGCUGAAGAAAAUCAUCCCCAUUUCCUCGCUGAGUGAGGCCUGAAAUCCGUUAUCCUGUGGUAAGGAUUCUCUACACAGUGUGUAUAUGUGUGUGUGUGUGUGAGUGUGUUUGUGUGCGUACACGUGCGUGCAAGCAACAGUGCGUGAGUUUUUUCGUGACGAGGAGAAAAUCCAUCACACAACCCCGUUUUUUUUCUGACGACGGCAUUGCUAAGUCGAUUGUUCGACGGUAGUGUAUGCGUAGGAAAAGGUGCUGCGAGUGUGUGUGUGCGUUUGUAAAACGCAUCGUCUUGCAGCGUAGCGUUUAUGGUGUGGUUUGUGUGUGUGUGUGCGUGCCCGUUUGGUAGUGUGUGCGUGUGGACCGUUUGACAUGCAACGAAGAGGAAGCCAAGAAGUGGAGAAGCGAAGAAAGUGAAGGCAAAGCAAACGUGAAAGAACGAUGGCAGCAGCAGAAAACGGUCUGGAAGAUUAGAGGAAAAAUUCAAUGAGAAGAAAACGCAAGAGAACCGCAACAAAACGUCUACGGCAACGAUGGUGGCCACACUCGCGAUGCUUUGUGAUGUUUAGCACCAGGCCAGCAUAAACAGGCAUCACGGCGUACACGACAAAUCGCAACAAACAAAACAACAACAAAAAACAUGUAAUUUUGUUUAAUGUAACACACCACCACCAAGAGUGUACCAGGAGGGAAAGGCUUGUCCAUAUUUUCUUGUUCGUCGAAUUUUGUCCGGAAACCUGUUUUUUUUUUUUCAUUCUAAAAAUUGUUCAGGGAAAAACCCCCCCCUCCACCAACCGUUGGCACGUAAGCUGGCACUGUGUCUUUUACAUGAAAAGUGCGUGCAAAAAAAAAAGAAGAUCGUUUUCUUAGUAGGCCAACCUGCUCUCAGAGUGCUGUUGGCUGACGGAAGAAGUUUUGACAUUCAGCAGACGAACCACGCAUACACACGUACGGGUUCAAAAAUCCAACCAAAAAAAAAGGAAAAUUUGAAGUACAGCUGGUGUGCGUGUGUGUAUGUGUGCGUGUGUGGUGAGGAAAAAUCAAAAGCCAGGAAAAGUGUGUUGUAAAAAGUAAAGAAAAAAAAGCGCACACACACACACGCGGUUCGAAUCAGCGAAAGAAAGUGGAGAAAAGCAAGAAGAGUUGGUGCCGAUUCGAGGUUUGCGGAAGCGUGUGCGCAUAGUUUGUCGGUUUCUCUCUGUGUAUGUGUGCGAUUUUAUCCUUUUUGGUGGUGCGUACAUGGUGUGGUGGAUCAGGUUGUUUCCUGGAAAAUCGGUCAACGGUGUGUGUUUUCUUUUUGUGUUUCAUCUUCAGCACACUCUCUUUCUGCUGUGUGUAUUGGGUCGUCUGAUUUUUUGUUUGCCUGCUAAAAGGGCUUUUACAGCUGUAAAAAUCAUAUCAAGUGCUGCUCGGCACAAGGGUAAAUUACCUGUGCCGUAUAGUGUGUGUAGUGUGACCUACGUUCGAUUCUAUUUGUUUCUGUGCUGCUGUGUAUCCUGUCCGCAAACACACACACACGGGUCAUAUUUUUGAAACACCGUGGGAAAUAAAUCAGUGCCGUUGGUGGUAGAAGGAUAUUCGUUCUUAUGGCCCAUUUUCCCACAACACGGGUAUGUGGAAGCGGCGGUUGCUGCGGUGUACUGCAAAACGAAGCAGUAUAACACAAAUCGCCGUCAGAGCGAUAUCUGCAGCGAAAAGUCAAUAGCCAAGAAGCAGCAACACAGCGGGCAGGCUGAAUCAGGAUAGCCAUCCAAUAAAGGACACACAGAUAAAAAGCCGAAGAGAGAGAGAGAGAGAGAUAGGCGAAUGUAAUAGAAGCGGAAGAGCGAAACCUGCCGUGUAAAAAUGAAUGUGAUGUAAAACGAAGAUUUCUCCACAAAAAAAACACGUAAAACCGAAACUCUAGAGUCACUCCAAGAACUUCAGAAAGAAUCAGCAGAACGAGUUGCGCAAUCUACACAACACUAUGACCGUUAAUGCUGGCACCAGUUAUCGUACGUGUCUUUUUCCGGGUAUUAUUUGUGUUGCGUCCGUGCGGUCCGUACAUCCGGUAGCUGGUACAGCGGCAUCCGGUCAACGUUCGGCACCCUCCGAGGAGCAUGUUGGUUGCGAGCAGUCGCCUGUUCGCGCACUGUGAUGUCGUAGAUAUGGACUGUAACGCUGGCAACAGUAACGGUGGCAACGGCAGCAACAGUAACGGUGCUAACGGUGGCGUUAGUAACAUCUUCACCCGCCAGCAUUCAAUAUCGGGCGGUAACGGGUACGCGUUGCUGUUGGCAAACGGUGCAGCAAGCGUUGGUACGUCGAUCGUUCCACCCAACACGAUCACCACCACAUCGCUCCGGUGCGACAAGGUGAACGGAAACGCAACCUCGAUACUGGCAAGCAACAGUAUCGGCGGGGGCAGCAGCAACAACAUUAGUAGCAUCGGUACGGGUGGGCUUGCAACGUUUCAGCCCACGCUGAUUGCACCACCGUCGGCAGCACUCAAAACAUCCUCCCUAACGUCGUCCGCUAUUCUGUUCGGUGGCAGCAGUGGGAAUUUGAGCAGUAUAGCCGGAAAAUCGGGCGGUACACACAAGUGGAUUGGAUCGCUGUGUGAUGGUGCUACCUCGAUCGGGUACAGCAGUGGCAGCAGUGGUAGUAGCAGUAAAUUAAAUCAACAGCUUCACUUCCCACAUCCUCAGCAGCAGCAGCAACAGCAGCAGCAGCAGCAGUUGCAUCUGCUGCAGCAUCAGAAUAAACAUCAUCAUCCACAUCUGUCGCAGCAGCAGCAGGUUCAUUCGCAGCAUCAUCAUCAUCAUAGCUUACCGGUGACCACCAGCGGUAACAGUGGUAGCAACAUGCUCGACAGUCUUACCUUUCGGUUGUGCGAUGUGGACGGUGCGGUAAGCAGCACCAUGUCCAACCCGAACGGUGCGGCCGGUGGCAAUGGUGGAAGCAAUGGUAGCACCACGAAUGGCAGUACCGGCGGUGGCAGCAUCUUGAUGGUGGUACCAUCACAGGCCGGAAGUGGGAAACAGUCACAUUCCUCUGCGAUCAAUACCGGUGGCGGCGAGCGACAUUCGUACGCUGCCCAUGAUCAUCAACACCAGCAAAAGAUGGUAGCUGCCGUUUCGGGCCAGCAUCACCAUCAGCAGCAGCAACAACAUAGUAGCAAUACUAGCAGUAGCAGUAGUAAUAAUAGCGCUGCAAUAGCAGCUGGUAGUGAUGUACCGAUCAACUAUAGCAAAAUGACGCGCAUCAGCAAAAUGGGACUUAGUGCGGAUGCUGCACAUCAGCAUCAGCAUCAUCAUCACCAUCACCAUCAUGACAGUUCGGCGUCGGUAUCGAUAUUACCUACAUCCUCUUCCUCCGCUGUGGUGCAACAGCAGCAAGCCCUCCACAAGCAGCAGCUGCACCAUCUGCGUAGUGCGGUCGGUGGCAGCAGUGGCAAUGUGGCGAAGGGUAACGAUGCUUCCGCGGCUGCCAGUUACUGCAAGGUAACACGCAUCGGUAACAUUACGUUACUCGAUCCGGAAGAUCAAACGAUGCUGCAGUCGCACAUGCUGGGAAACAGUAGCAACAGUAGCACCACGGGUGGUAGUAGCGGCGGUAGCAGCAGCAACAACACGAUGAAGAAAGACGAGGUAAGCCUAACGAAGGUGGCAAAGUUGGGACAUUCGGUCGAUCAGAAGGUGUGCGAUUUGCAGCAACAUUUUCUUCAGCAUCAUCAGCACCAAUUGCAGCAAAUGCAGCAGCAGCAGCAGCAACAGCAGCAGCAGCAAGGAACACAAAAGCAACAUUCUCAGCAUCAGCAGCAACAGCAGCAGCAAAAGGAACAGGGUAAUGGUGGAGAGGAAGUGCGAAUAACGGAGAGCUUAGCACCGUUCGAGGUGUUGCGGUUGUACAUGGACAAGUUGACGCAGUACGAGCAUCACGAGAUCUACAACUAUCCGCGCAUUUACUUCAUUGGUGCGAACGCGAAAAAGCGACGGGGCGCCGGUAAUUCCGACUACGAUAACGAGCAGGGUUCGUACAUUCAUAUCGCUCACGAUCAUAUAGCGUACCGGUACGAGGUGCUGAAGAUCAUCGGCAAGGGCAGUUUCGGGCAGGUGGUGAAGGCGUACGACCAUCGGAACUUUCAGCACGUGGCGCUGAAGAUGAUCCGGAACGAGCAGCGGUUCCAUCGGCAGGCACAGGAGGAGAUACGCAUACUGAAGCACCUGCGGGCGCAGGAUCGGUACAACUCGAUGAACAUCAUCCACAUGUACGAUAGUUUCGUGUUUCGCAACCACAUGUGCAUCACGUUCGAGCUGCUGUACAUCAACCUGUACGAGCUUAUCAAGAAGAACAAGUUCAAAGGGUUCAGCAUGCAGCUGGUGCGCAAGUUUACCCACUCGCUGCUCAAGUGCCUGGACGCGCUGUACAAGAACAAGAUCAUCCACUGUGAUAUGAAGCCGGAGAACAUACUGCUCAAGCAGCAGGGCCGCUCCGGCAUCAAGGUGAUUGAUUUCGGAUCGUCCUGCUUCGAGAACGAGCGCGUCUACACGUACAUCCAGUCGCGGUUCUAUCGCGCGCCGGAAGUAAUUCUCGGCGCCAAGUACGAUAUGGCGAUCGAUAUGUGGUCGCUCGGGUGUAUCGUGGCGGAACUGUACACCGGGUCGGCUUUGCUGCCCGGCGAGGACGAGUACGAUCAGAUGGCGUGCAUUAUCGAGCUGCUCGGGAUGCCACCGCUGAAGCUGCUGCACAAUGCGCGGUGGCCAUCGCGAUACUUCGCGUACGACGGGGACGACCAGUUCCCGCACUACUGCUCGCUAAGCUUCCGCGAGGAUGGCCGGGAAGAAAUACAGGGCAGCUAUAGCAAACGGGGCCGUUACCGUGGUGCGCCCGGGACGCGCGAUCUAGCGAAGGUGCUGAACUACUGUGACGAUCUGUUUCUCGACUUUGUAAAGCACUGCCUACGGUGGGAUCCAAAGCGGCGCAUGACACCGCAGGAAGCGCUCAAUCACAACUGGUUCCACCGGAUGUUGCCCCAGUCGCCGCAGGUCGUGAAGGUGGUUAGCGAUGGAGGGUCCGAAUCGGCGGCCUCCACGACGGUAAGUACCGGCACGACGGCCGGCGGUAGCUCGUCCCAUUCGACGGCCACUUCCAUCAGCAAGCAGCUCAGCUCGUCGAUGGUGAGCGGCGGUGGCGGUGCUGUCGGAAUGGAUACCAAUCCCGGUGGCAGUCUUGCGGCCGCCGGUGCGGUCGGUAUAGGUGGGAUUUCGAUGGGAUCCUAGCAGAAGAAAUCCUUACCAACAUCCGCUUCCGUGGCAAACGCUUCCACCGGAGGUAUGCCGGUGUCGUUGAAGAAGGUUUCAUCGGCCCUAUCGCUACCGGCCGGCAGCGGAUUUACCGGCAUCAGUAAAACAUCUCCAACGACCGUGUCUUCGCUACUGUCAUCCGGUUAUUCCAGCUCGAUGAUAACGCUUGCCGGUUCGCUGCAACAGUCAACGUGUCAGCGACAAGCGACAUCGUUGCAAGCACUACUCGAGGGAAGAAUAUUGGCCACCAGCCGUACGGUAGCAUCGCUAGGGUUAGAUUCUGCCUCAGUCAUCCACGGCAAGAGUGUAUCGAAAGGUGAUAGCGAGCGAAGAAGACAUCAUCAAGCUACCGUGUCCGACCAUCAUCCGUCAACAACGGCACAGCUGGCGGCGCUAGCACUCGGUACGAUGGACAGUAGCAGCAGCAGCAAUCAGCAGCCUCCUGCGUCACAUCAUCACAGUGGUCCCGCUAGCGGUGAUUUUGGUACCAGUUCCAACGUACAACUCACCAACGAGAGCAACGGCAGCAGCAAUACCGUCUCCACAGUUCCAUCAUCGUCGUCUUUCAUAGAGUACAUAGGAUAAAUUAAAUCGCUGACAGCGCACACAAGGGACACACAGCCCUCCGCACUUUUCGCCGAGGGGAAGGAACGCCGUGCGCACCAAUGUUACGAUGUGAAUCAAGCAGCAGUGAGAACAAAAAAGGUUUUGGAUAGGUUCGGAUAUUGGACAUUCGAACAUUUUUGGGGAAUAUAGAUAGGUAAAUUGGAUGUGCAUCAUGAGUCUGAUAAGGAUGGCAAUGUCUAGGCGUUUAGGAGAAUUUCUCGUUAACUCACUCACUAGCAGAUUAUUAGAUAAAAACUGAAAUGUGCAAAACGACCCAACACGGAAGCUUUUCGUGUUACUUUCAUCAGUAAAGUAACGCUUGACUUUUAACAGAGAAUUGAUGGACUUUGUUCGAUUAUAGUAACAAAAACUUGUGCUUUUUUUAAAGUAUGAACCGUACGUAGUUCAUGCAUGGCUAUUUUUAGUUUUUAUCAGUCAUUUUCUCACACGAUAGAACCGGUAUCAAAUCCCAUUCUGAUAGGUCCCCCAUACGAAGGAAAGCUAGAAAUGGCAGACUAAAACCAUCGAGGGAAAAAGGUCAUUUUUUGUAAUUUCUUAGCGGGAAUAAUCAGUCUUACAUGCAAAAGGGAUAAUUCAAGCAAAAGAUGCAAUUACUUAUCGAUCAUUUGUAAAUGAACUGAAACUGUCUAUCAAGGACAUUAACUAAAUCAUCUUAGUGUUUACAAAUCUCGUUUUUUUGGCUCUGCAACCAUUUUUAGGUUUAUUUAGCCGCAUUGUACCCAGACUGUCCAAAUAAUAUUUUUCCGUAAAGCGGUUUAGACAAAUUGAUUUAGAGGAAAGCCGGGUUGUGGUGUCCAAUGCGAAUGAAUCGGCAAAGACAUGUGUUGCAAUUGAUCAUAUCUUGCACGGCAUGGUUUGCGGAAAUGGCAAACGUUACGGGAUGGAUGAGUAUCAGUUGAAUCUUAAGCAUGUUAGAAUAGACGCGAGAGACUGGUUAAAAAUUAAAUCAACCUAUUGUAGCAAAUCGUCGUGUGGUAAUCAGUGAGUGAAGCAUUGUUUGGAGAACGUACGCAAGAAAUAUCGAUAGUGUGUGUUGCUUCGAAGUGCAACAGUCCGCUACAGUGAACCGAUACCAAAAAAAAACCCUAUAAAAGUUGUGACGAUUUUAAACCGAUUGACGAUAUAGUACUGGUGACAUGAAGCACUUUGGGGGGACGAGGAAUAGUGCGCUUUAGUGAUGUGAGAUACAGCUUAAACUGAAAGCUAAGGAUGAGAUAGAAACUAGAUAGAAAGCACCAGCCGGUCAGCGAUAUCAUUUAGAUGUGGUAGAUACGGUUAUUUUUUGGAAGCACAGGUUGUUGUCAAUCAUUGUCCUAGAGAGGUGAAUUAUAUUCGCUGCUUGGUAGCAAAAUUAGACUGAAGAGAAAAAAAGGAGGGUGUAAAGGGUGAAUGUUAUUAGUCGAAUUCCACUACUACGAAUGCUUAUCAUCCUAGCUAGAGCAAACGUGUAGGAAAAUGGUUAGUUUAUUUUAGUCUAAUUCAUUCCUAAUCGCUCCGUGCUGUUUCGCACAACAAACAACUCCGGCGGAAGGGUUUUGUAAGGGUGCAACAUAAACAACUCUACAUGGAAUAUACUUUACAAUCAUCAACCGGCAGAAAAGGUAAAAAAAAGGCAUGAGAGCAUACUGAAGAAAACAUUCACACCCACCCCGUAGGUGGUUAGCUGGUCUCAUUUCUUACUUAGGAUUAACCUCAAAAUGCUCAAAAUAUUAUCAAAAUCAAUCACUAACUACCCCCCCCCCCCAACACAUACACACACGCGCGCACACACACAUGGUUAGGAUAUGUAAGAGGAGCAAACCCCGGUAAAGCGAAACAAACUGCCAAUUAACGUUUAGGAAAAAUGGUAAUAACACAUCUUAAUAUGACACGUAACUUUUGAUGAUUAAUUCCUCCAUUUUCUACCAUUGUACAAAAACGUAAGGUGUGUGUGUGUAUAGGAAGCGCUUAUGCAUGAAACCUGUAAUAUGUACAGGUAAUAACUGCAUUGUGCAAGAAUAUUUAAACACCACGUGUACUAUUAACUUCGUGGUUUGCCAGCAAUAAUAGAUUUCGUAUUGUUUGUGUUAAUAGAACAUUUUUUCAUUUUGCGUGUGCGUGGGUGUGUGCGUGUACGUGUACUGUGCCUCUGUUUGUAAAGCGGUUUUGUUGCUAAAUAAUAAUCAACAGUAUAGUUCAACUUUUCUGGGCAAACCUUGGAUCAUCAAGGCCGGGAUCAUAUUGUUUGCACAUAAUGGUACAAUUAAUAUGUUUUUUGAUAGUCCAGAUGCAAACAGCACAAGGAUGUGUAACCAAAUUUCGUUUGUUUGCUAGUACACAAGCGCAAUAUAAUAUAAUCGCUGCUAAUAACGCUCCAUAACUGAACGCACCGAUAUGAUAAACCGCAUGAAAACACCCCUCCCUGAACUGGUAUGAUAGAUGAUGUGAAAGUUUGAAAUGACAAACGAAAGCAGCAAAAACAAGUAGCGACAAAAGAGCACCCGCAAAGCAUACUGAUCAAAUUAUACUUUUAGCCAGAGCCUAGGCAUCAUAUAAUAAUUCCAGCCGCUUCGUGAGCGAAUGAACGUGUAAAGAAAUAUUGUCUGUAUUGCUGUGAAUGUGAAUAUGUGUGUAUUGUGGUGUGGGAGCGAAAGAUUUUCUAGCGAAACCUAUGAAACUAUGAAAUCAAAAGGACUGCACAUUGUACUGCUAAUAAUAGUUAAUAAUAAUAACGCUCUAGCGGAUAGAUCGUCGGUGAGAAAACCACCCUUCCUUACACGAGUGGGUCGGGGCGGCAAAUGGAAUAGUGAAAUUAAAGACGGUGGCAGAUGAGAGAUGUAAAGAGGAGCUACAAAAGAACACUCUCACGCAAUCGGUCUCGCAUAUGUCGUUCGACGAGUGCAUCUCAAAGCUGUAGCUGAAUGUACAUCUCAAUCACUUUUCCCCUAUUAGGCAAUAGUGCAUUAAAAUUAGCUGUAGCGACACGUUAACACGUAAAACCCCUUCCAGCGUACGUGUGUGUGUGUUUGUGGAAAAAAAAUGCAUCGAAUAGAUGAUGUUAAUGCGAAUACGAAUGUUUAUAACCGUAAGAGACAACAUUAGCUAAUUUAGGCACGGACAAAAGGCAAUUUGUUUGUACGUGCAAGAUAAAAGGUAUGUUACUAAGCUAAGAAGCAAAAUAAGAAGAAAAAGAUUGUAAAUAAACAACGGUAGGAUUACUUUAGUGCAAAUAUUUCAAGAAAAAAAAACACAUAAAGCAAAACUAAGCAAAAAAGAGGAAAACAAAAUAUUGCACACUGCGCACUGCAUGGUGAAGCUGUAUGCAAAUUAAAUGAAAAGUGCAUAGACAGAACAAGAAAGUGCGAAGGAAAGAGCAAAAGCAAAACAAAAAGUAAUUAAAAGCCUUAAUGUUUAAACAACAACAAAAAAAAAGACAAAAGUUAGUUUAAUCAAAGAUGUGACAAGAAUAAUCUCAACGAAACGAGGGACAAAACAAAUGUGAAAUUAAUGCGAGUGGGGGAGAGUGUACAAUACCGAGAUGACGAGAAUUUGCGUAAUCAUUUAGCUGCUUAUCUCUUCCUUACACUGUGUUCGUGCUAUGGAUUAGAAAUUAAUUUCAACAAAUGGUAACGAAAAACGUUUUUUUCCUCUUCUCUUUUUUUUCUCUCUCUGCUUCGGUUUCUAUGUUUUGUGUUGUGCACUUUAAAAGCACAAAACAAACGUAACCGCUGACAGAAGAAAAGACAUUUAUAACCGUUCUCUAUUGUGAUAACUAACCUUCUUAACGUUAUCUUGUGUCCGAUUGUAUCUCGAAAACAAACGUCUAACACAUUCGUUCGUUCUUCAGCUCACACUGCCUAAGGGAUGAUUUAGUUGUUUUGUUCUUUGCUCACAAGAAUGUUUAUCUUUGUACAAAAGAAAACGAUCAGAACGAUUACGUCAGAUUCCAAUUUACGAAGAGAUUAAGCUACGAAUUGUGUUCUUUUUCAAUACCGUUUUUUCUUCCACCUUUUUUUUUUUGUAAAUGUCUAGCUCGAAUACACCUAUUAUAAGUUAACUAUUCAACUACGUAGAAACAGUAUGAUCUUUUGCAGCGUGAUCUUUAGAUUUGUAUGUGCAUUAGUUUAAGAAUUAGCAUUUUAAUUAAACACAUUCAUUUGCCGGUGUGCUUUCGUUCCAUUACAUCGACUGGGCCAGGACUGCUGGACUCACAGCAUAUAUCGUGCAACUGUACUGAGCAAACGACGAGUUGCUUUUGUGUAUUCGCUUAUCGUAAAUUAGCAAAAUUGUCCUUCAAAGCACUGUCUUUUGAUUUCGCAAACUCUCCGGUUAGUGUUUAAUACUGUACAUGUGUUGAUGCGUGAUCGUUUUUUUUUGUUGGCGACUAUCGUUUUGGUUCUUUGUAAGAUUAAGAUGCUAUAUCGUAACCCACUCAUGUGAAAAGCUCUCCGAUUUUAGGGGAGUUGCAAAUUUGAGGUGCUUGCAAUGUAACGAGUGUGUUGUAAAAAACAAAAACAUCCAUUAAAAAGGUGUGAUGAACGUAAAAUUCCUGUCCCAAAACAAAAGUACGAAGAUAUUGAAAAUACUCUAUAAUCAUGAAGCUACGAAAUUGUAUAGAAAAACAUAAGUACAUCGUUGAUUUUUGAUACCAGCACACACACACAUCCACACAAAAAACAUAAACCACCCCUUGCGAAGAAUUGUAAUCCUUCUAAUUUAAAAGGGUCGAUGAAAUCGCACAUGCCUUAGUUUCGUUUUGCGUUUUUUAACGUCCUUGUUGCGUUAAAUAUGAGGGAAGAGGGGGCGGGUGGUUGCAAAAAAACUGUUGCUUAAUUGCUUUGUUAAUGUUGUUGAAUGCACUACUACUGUUUGGCUGAUAUCUACUUCUAAUACUACGACUAGAACCACUACUAUUUAACUACCGUUUUUGGCAUACCUGUGUACGCAAACGAGCACAAUGGGCGCUUGAAACAAUGGAAGAAAUCAGUUAGAAUCGACGACAAAUAUCGAAAUUAAUCAACCAAAAACAUCUUCCCAACAUUCAACAAAAAAUGGGCGAUGUGUGUUUUGCACAAAACUAUCAAAAAUUAAAAUUCUGAAGUGCACCAAGUAUCAUUAUCGCGGCCAUUCCUAACUGAAUUUUGCAUUACUUGUGAGCAGUUAAUCAUUAGUUGAUCAUACACACCCUGGAUACACACUCAAGAGAAGGCAAACAAAAAACAGAUCAUUUUGAAAGUGUUAAAAUUUAGCAAAAACAACCCCCGAUACGCGCACAGAUAGCAAUAUCAAUCCAAAACUAUGUUAGAGAAAAAAAAAGUUUACAAGUAAAUUAAAUUGAUCGUAAGUCAACAAAAGCUACCGUUUUUGGAUAGAAUGCA